UAAAUGAGGGAUGAACGGAGAGUAACUCGAUUUUCCAGUUCAUUUCGAGAGUGUCAUCAUGGGGUACAGUGUUGAGGGAAAAAUCGCUUUGAUAACCGGUGCUGCUAGUGGAAUUGGUUUCGAGUAUGCUAUCGCGUUGCUCAGACACGGAUUGAAGGGGGUAACAAUAAUCGAUUCCGAUUCGAAAAAAGGACCAGAAGCAGCUCAAAGUCUGAACGAUCGGUAUGGGAAAAAAGUGGCUCAUUUUUGCCGAGCAGACGUCACUAAGGAGAAUGAAUUGAAGAGUGCCUUCGAUACAGCAUUCAAUGUCUGGAAAACACUGGAUAUCGUCAUAAAUAAUGCCGGUGUCAUGAAAGAUGGAUCAUGGGAAUUGCAAAUUGCGAUCAAUUGUAAUGCUGUUGUAACUGGUUCCCUCUUAGCCCUUGAACGUAUGGGUAAACAUCGUGGGGGUAACGGAGGCAUAGUGGUGAACAUCGCAUCAAUUCUAGGUCUCCAAGAGCUUUCGGGAUGUCCCGUCUACGUCGGAACCAAACAUUUCGUAUUGGGAAUGACAAGGUCUUUCGGACAACCCUAUUUCUAUGAUAAGACUGGGGUGAAAUUCUUAACAAUGUGUCCAGGCGUCACCGAUACUCCUCUUAUAACAGAGGCGUCUUUGUUCGCUCUGACCAAUUAUGAAGGGUUGGGUAAACUGCUAGCAGAGCAACUUGCGUCUUUACCCCAACAAGAACCAGAGUACGUAGCAAAAGGAAUGUACCAUUUGAUCACUCAUGGAGAAAAUGGAAGUGUUUGGGUUUGUGAAGGUAGAGAACCCAUCUAUGAGGUGAAUAUACCAGACAGGCUAACACUACGGAAGAACUAAGCAGAUGUUUUCGAUGGAUGCAUCAAUGGAUUCACCAAUGUAUUCUGCAGGAGAUUUUUAUU
This is a messenger RNA of Coccinella septempunctata (seven-spotted ladybird), 921 nucleotides long. RefSeq names its product 15-hydroxyprostaglandin dehydrogenase [NAD(+)]-like. NCBI's taxonomy places the organism in Eukaryota, Metazoa, Arthropoda, Insecta, Coleoptera, Coccinellidae. The record is from RefSeq and is a predicted model, not a curated record. Gene Ontology annotation, cellular component: cytoplasm. The transcript is spliced from 5 exons. Gene Ontology annotation, molecular function: oxidoreductase activity, acting on the CH-OH group of donors, NAD or NADP as acceptor. The coding region runs from base 59 to 859 and encodes 266 amino acids.